AUUGACGCUGUUUUUUUAUUUUUUUUAUUUUGUAACCUAAUUUUCUCCGUUGUACACAAUGUUGCAUGUUCGGUUUCACAUAUCAAAGAUGCGUUGAGGCUUUAAGACAUCAUUUCAGUACUGAACUGCUGUUUCUGUGAAGAAGAAAAGUUCGUUUUCUUGGUCAUGUGACACUGCGAUCCGGAAGUGCUUAAUGAGCGCCAAAGAGACGGUGGCGAAAUCCAGGGUUCCUGCUCCAGUUAUUCAUUCUAACUGUAGUCUGCAGUAUCUGGUUUAAAGAGGGUUAAAAUGGUGACUAAAAGGAUCCGCUCAGAGUACAUGAAAAAGUUCAAAGACCCCCAAUGGGAGACAUACACCAAAUGUUAUGAAGAGAUGCUGGCCUACAGGUUGACCAGGAGGUUGCUGGAGCACACACACAACCCCUGGUUCUGGAGCGGUUCGGACAGUGAUUCAGACUCAGGAGGAAGGAGCCCCCCUCACCCCAGUGAGAACCAGGUUGAAGCCAGUGGAGGCAGAGCUGAAGCUGAAACAGAGGAGGCUGUGGGGGUCAAGGUGGUCAGACAUCAGGAGCAGGAGACCAGAACCACAGGAGCUGGACCUGGACAUACUGUUCAGAAUGAGGUGCAGAUCAGACCUGAUCCGCUGUCUUCAGCACACAAGAAAGAGCCGAAAGGACGUCAGCAAAGAAAACCCUCCAAAUCAACAAGACAAGCCUGGCGCUCUCAGCACACGGGGCCUGCAUCUACAGGGCACCUGACAGAGGACCCUAAGAAGAGCCCACAUCCUUUUGCUCUGUAUGGCUCAGGAGAAAAGGAUGCAGACAUCGCAGGCAGGAAGACUCACAACGUCGGUCCAGCAGCUUCGACUGCUGAGAUUCACGAAUCAGCUCUGCGUGCCAAGGCCAGGCGGCAGGUGGAGCGACAGAUCAAGUCCCGGCGAACUGAGCGGCGCAGGGCCCAGUCAGCUGACCCAAACAAGGCCGGAAGGGUGGUUCAGCCAGAAUUUAACCCCUGGCUCACGGAGUACAUGCGCUGCUUCUCUGCUCGCUCCCGAUAGGACAGCAUCAGUAACUCAGUCUGAAUAAACCCAUUCCUGCCUCUGACCCCUGAGACAUUAGUCAGGGUUCCUCGGUGUUCACGGUACCACUCACAUGUUCAGGAUUCAACAUCAUCACCAAAUUUUACUGUGGCUCAUGAAGCCAGGUCUGUACCAUCAGGUUUUUAUAGAAAUCACUUCAAUCUCCUUAUAAAACUCAGAGAUUUCAAACAAGGUAAAGAGUCUCCUUUAAGAUGAAAGAUACACUUUGGUAAUUUUUUGAUGAACUGAGGUUUUGCCACAUUUAGACACCUAAAUGAGUGUUAAUAGUUUACAUUGAAUCUUACAGCCAUACUUUGAUGCAAACCCUUUAAAACGUCCAGUAAAAGGAUUUGUCUAUUAUACAGGGAUACAAAUCAACAAUGGAGCGACACAGAGGUAAAAUAAAUCAGAUAUAGCAGUGAUAUAGAGAUAGACGGAGAAGCCUUGUACUUGAAGAGACUUUUGAAUUGAAAUAAACAAUAAUAUGAACAACAGAUCACUUACUUUAAAGACGCAGUGUUGGUCAGAUGUUUGCAUACACUCAUUGUCAGCAUCAGAAACUGGCUCUUCUAAAGACUUAAUUGAGCUGUUCUUUUGUCAGGGUGGAAUGACGAUGCAACAAAUUACAAGAAUAAUGUGUGCAGUGCUGAAUUUAUUUUGGAUUUUCUCUCACCCACAUGUGGUCAAAAUUUAAUAUUUGGUUAAUGUGCCUUAACUAGUGGCAGAGAAAACACUUUGCUUUUCUAACCAUUUUUAAGGUCCUGACUUUUGGCAUUAAUUACGUUGGAUAUUUGACCUCUCUUCUCAGCAGAAUUGGAAGAACACCUUCAGUUUCUUGAUGGGUGUGACACAGACCCACGUAUUUAUAAUAGGGUUGAGGUCAGUGCCAGUCUAGAUGUGUAAUGUUAGCCUGCUUUAUUCAUUCCAGAGCCAGUUCUAAAGUAUUGAACAUUAUUGUCCUGUUAGAAAACCAAAUUUUAUCCUUGUUGCAAACAUUUAGCUGUUGAUUUGUAGUGAAGCUAAAAAAACUGCAUGUACAGUGCUCCCGUACCACUCACCAUCAGACCCACAGCAUUUUACUUCCACCUCUGUGCUUUAGUGUUUUGGAUGGUGCUUUUAGGUUUUAAAGCCUCAUCUUGGCUCCUCCAAACAUGCUUUUUGUCAUUGUUGCUGAAACACCCAGUCUUUAUCUGCUUUGACCAUAAAAUCGUUCUCCAGAAGCCAUUCAACUUGACCAUGUGGGCACGUACUAUAUUCCAGUCUGAUUAGCCUGCGCCAAGUUGGUUCAUAGUAUCCUAACCAUAUUCUUUCAUCUGAGGUGUACAGCUUCAGCCAGAUGGAUGGUUAUUGUAGUUGUAAAUUGUAUUAUCAGGCCACCCUGACAUAAGAACAGUUUAAAUAAAUAAUUAUUAACCUGAAAUUAUAGACAUUUAUAAAAUGACUAUAAUUGCAAACGUCUGACCUGCACUAUAACUCCAUGUAUUACAUGUUCAAAGAUUAUUUUUAUUACAAAAUAUUGUAUUAUGUUGAGCUAUCAGCUAAAAGCAUAUGUUCAAAUAAGUUGGCUUGGAAUGUAUUCGGUUAAAUAUUAUGAACUUAAAUCGUCUUCAGACUGUUUAUAGGCUUUAAAGUGUUUUGGCUUUUAGGUGAGCGGUAGUGAACUGCUCCUUGUGUUCGUGCCUCUGGACAGCUCAGCUGUUGUCGAUUUGCUUAAGGCUGAUCAUCACUUUGUGCUGAAUGUUCUUAUCACUGACGCUGUGUGAAGAUUGCAUUUUCUCAUGAGGACAUAAACUUUAUGAGGUAAAAACGGGUUUAUACUCUGUUUUAACUAUAAUUUGUUUUACCUUUGUGAAAUAGUUGUGUUCAUGUGAAUGACGUUUUCUAAAAAACUAGUUUAUAUUCUCAUACUCAAUGAAAUGUGCCAUAAACAAAAUGUUUUUGACCUUUACAGCAGGUAUAUUUUAGAUUCGGCUGUUAAUAUUUUACAAAAGGCAAACAUCAGAAAUGGUUGGAAGACUUUGUUGUAUUCUCUUGUUGUAACAUUAUGUUCAGUAUUAGUUUGUAAUAAUAAUGUAAUAACUUUGUGCAAUAAUUCACUUUAAAAACUGCGUUUCAGUUAAACAUGUGGUUCAUUUUCGACAAUCUCAGAGAAAUGGAGGGAAACAGGAUGUUACUAAAUAAUGGACCAAUAUUGAUCAAGCUCUAAUUUUUACAUUUUUUCAAGGAUUUAUUUGUUUGAGUCUCAUUCCAAAACAACAUAACUCCAAUACUGUCAGACUUGUACAUUUUUUUUUCUGUUUUAAAUAGACUUUCGACAUAGUGUGUACAUAUAUUUAAAUGACUUAGAUGACAGUUGGGUUGUGUGAUGUGAAGCUUUUAAUAAAUCACUUUUCUAUC
Girardinichthys multiradiatus is the source of this 3474-nucleotide messenger RNA. RefSeq names its product centriole, cilia and spindle-associated protein b (gene ccsapb). Gene Ontology annotation, molecular function: microtubule binding. The record is from RefSeq and is a predicted model, not a curated record. The transcript is spliced from 4 exons. The coding region runs from base 289 to 1056 and encodes 255 amino acids. Lineage: Eukaryota; Metazoa; Chordata; Actinopteri; Cyprinodontiformes; Goodeidae. Gene Ontology annotation, cellular component: ciliary basal body; centriole; ciliary transition zone. Gene Ontology annotation, biological process: regulation of mitotic spindle assembly.